Molecule: messenger RNA, 3098 nt
Organism: Amoebophrya sp. A120
Lineage: Eukaryota; Dinophyceae; Syndiniales; Amoebophryaceae
Source: the annotation of a GenBank genome assembly
UAGUGAAGCUCUCCUGUUUCAUCACGUGUUGGUAAAAACAAGCGCAAUGAUAGGUGAAGGCGGGACAGGCAUGAAGCAACAUGAUAAUGACUAGAAGGCCGGUACUAGGAGGGCAGUGGGCUAGGCGUCUGCUGUCGGAGCGCACGCCGUGAGGUGCUGAACAACGUAGCGCUUGUGUCGUUGGUAGCAGUAUGCGUACAACAAUGUCCCUAGCGAAGGCAUGCGUUCUCCAAGGCGCUGCCUUUGUUCUAUGGGCCUCGCUGCUUCUUGCUCGCAGCACAGCUUCGGUAGUGCUGCGAAGACAGGAUGGUGGCUUCAAAGGAGCUGGUACGCGGAUGCAGUAUUUGACGAAGUACUUGUCGGAGCACCGCGGGGCGUUCGAGAGCCAGCUGAGUGAAGCGCAGGCACAGCAGCCCGUGAUCGCGCAAGAAGCCACAGCGGCAGACGAAAAUGCUGACACCGAGUACACGAUGACACAAGCUGCCAAAUUCUACGAUAUCACCAAGCAGCUCCAGGCACAAUCAGUAAGCAAUCGGAAAACUCUUUCUGGUAGCAAUGAAUGCGAGGCACAACGCGAGCGAUCGUGUACAGCUUCCAUAUACCUUUGGAGUAGAAAAAGUUGAAAUAGAACGAACGCAUUUCCCGCGUCUCGGCACUCGCUUGCUUUUUUUUUAUUAUCCGCGGCAGCAGAACACGGAUGCAGAUUCAGAAGUAUUACCAUUACCAUUAGCAUUCUUGACAUUGCAUGCGAAGAGAGGUAGCCGCGGCUACGCGAACUGCUGCAAGGUGGUGCUAGUUAGCCCGAGCUGGCACGAGCAAAAGCGCAAGCGGUUCCAGAAAGUAAAUUGGCGCUGAUAGAACUGGUUGUUGCGAUGCAAGAGUUGCUGCAAGUGACGGACGCCCUCCUGAAGGUGGUUGGCGUGAACGGAAAUGGGCAGCAAUGCGGCAACGUAAAAUGCGGACUUCACGCCGUUUGUACCCAAACGACGCAGGGAGCUCAGUGCUUGUGCCAGCCCGGAUACUUCGGCGACGGAUUGAAGUGCAGCGAGCCGCCGACGUAUCUUCCGAAAAAAUUGCUCACCGACGGUUUAAAUGGCUUGGACGAGCGGGUCCUCGACCUUUCCAUGAUUCCGCUUGGGGCCGACCGGAUUCUCGUCGUGUAUCGCAACGCAGACCGCAACAAUCGCGGGUACCUGCUGCUGGGCACCAUCAGGGGCACCAUCCUCGAGUGGGGCACCCCGGAGAUGUUCUCCGUGAACGACAAGAAGGAGAAGGUGCAAGCGUGGGACCCUUCCGUCGUCGCUGCGCCUGGCGCUGACGGGACCAACGGAAAAAUCGUCAUUGCCUUCAGGUCUGCCCAAGCCGACGGAGACUGCCUCGCCGUGUCCGCUGAUAUCGAUGAUUCCAUGGGCCGUGGAUUCAUGGAAUGUACUCGUGUUUAUGCCAAAAUAUUUCAUGUGGUUUUUCCUGUGUGAUUGCGUUGCGUUCUCAUUUUGAUGCACAAAAAUUGCCCAACGGGUAGGAGUCAGUGUAUUUGAACAAGAUCAUCAAUCUGCAGAACCACAAACUGCGACUGACAGACGAUAAUCCUCUCCUAAAAGUUGUAGUGGCCCGUACGAGAUCUUUGCUCUUGCUUGAUUUCAAUUGAAAAGUCUGAUGAAAAUUUAAACAGGGAGUCCGACAGUGAAGUUUUGCGAGCAGCAAGCGAACAGCCGGAUUGUCGGGCAGUUAUUUCCAGAAGAGAAUUCCUACAUUGCGAUGUUCAACAGAAGGUCCGCUGCGGAAGGGACAUUUUCCGGGGCUGCGUUGACGUUUGACCUCGAGCGAUUCAAGAUGACCCCGUCCACAGCCGAUCCCGUGCAGUUCUCCGAUACCGCAGUUAGCGAUUUGAGGACUGCCAGGGUAAGUUAGUAGCGCGGGUUGGAUAGUAGAUUUUUCACUUUUCGAGGAUAACAAAUGUCAUUGCGUGCUGCUGCUGCGCACCACGGGCGACGAGAGCGUGUGUUUUUGCUUGGAACUUUCCGGGCUCAUCCUUUGCCACUCUGUCUUUGCUAAAGCGCGACUGCAUAUCCUCACUCUAUGCGAUUCCAAAUCGCUACGGCAGCACACGAGUAGGGUGAUUGCGCACCAAAAAUUGCAGAUGUCAUCGACCGGUUUUCUCCUGGAGUUUUCGCGAGCACCGCGAGAGGACGAAGAAAACGGCGGCACGGUGCAGCAAGACGCGGUCGUGACGUAUGGCAUGGUUGAAGAAGGAGCGCUGACUUUCCUGCCUGCAGCUAUUUCAGCCUUUCCGAAAGACAUGAAAAAAAUUUUGUACAAUAAAUUUUUUGAGGAUUGAUAAUUUUUUUCCGCGGAAAAGGAGUGGUGUAGAAGUGUAGAUGCUUAGGUUUUGAAAGAGUCCUCCGUUUCUACCUUCUCGAAUGUCCGCCCGUUUUGAUUGCAUCAACAUUGACUCCCGGAACACGACAGGACGCGGGAUCUAGCUUCGUUGUCAGGUAAGAUCGCUUGCCUCGGGCUAGGCGUGUCUUCCUCAGGCGUAAGUGUCUUUAAGACUCUCGAGGUAAACCCGAAGGCGAAAACCGAGCCGAAGUUGAAGUGGAUUUCGACGAAGCAGUUACAGCGACCCGGCCAGGUUCCAUUCGUUUCGCUGGUGAACUCGAAGCAGGACGAGCCGCUUCUCAUGGCGUUCUACGCGCCGGAGGGGGAGGAGCAGAGCUUCGUCGAGUUCUGUCCGAUCGACCUCACAAGCGGUAGUGUGGACGUGGCGCAGUGCCGCGAAAAGCCGGUUCCCGGCGUAGACGGCAGGAUGAAGGAGCUGCAGGCCAUUGACGUGGGGGGCGGCAAGUUGGUAGUCACGUUUACGACGGAAAAAUCCAACGCUGCGUAUUACAUGUUAUUUGGUGUGUUCUAGUCACCGUCGUGGUCGUUGUUCGCGCUCGCACGAAGUCGCAGGCUGUGGAUGUGGCGGAGUCGACAAAGGCAUCCGUAUGAGGUGAUCCUUCCACGGUCGUGGACUUGAAGAUUACAAGGACCGACACGACGGAGGUCAAAUAGAGGAGGCACAAAGAUCUGCGACUACACGACGCAUUUUUUUCCGG